UCACCUGCCGCCAUUAUGAACAUCCGUAAUGCUCGGCCAGAUGAUCUCAUGAACAUGCAACACUGCAACCUCCUUUGCCUUCCUGAGAACUACCAGAUGAAAUACUAUUUCUACCAUGGCCUUUCCUGGCCCCAGCUCUCCUAUAUUGCUGAGGAUGAAGAUGGGAAGAUAGUGGGCUAUGUUCUGGCCAAAAUGGAGGAGGACCCAGAUGAUGUCCCCCAUGGACAUAUUACCUCUCUGGCCGUGAAGCGUUCACACCGGCGCCUCGGCUUGGCCCAGAAGCUGAUGGACCAAGCCUCCAGAGCCAUGAUAGAGAACUUCAAUGCCAAGUACGUAUCCCUACAUGUCAGGAAGAGUAACCGGGCAGCCUUGCACCUCUAUUCUAACACCCUCAACUUUCAGGUUAGUGAGGUGGAACCCAAAUACUAUGCAGAUGGCGAAGACGCUUAUGCUAUGAAGCGAGAUCUUUCUCAAAUGGCAGAUGAGCUGAAGCGGCAGCUGGCGCUUAAGAAAUGCGAGUAUGUGGUGCUGGGCUGCACCGAGAAUGAAGUGGAGACCCAGGGCAGCACACUUCCCGGUGCCAAAGAGGCCUGUCAGGUGGAGAAGAGCCCGGUUGCUGAGGAUAGUGGGAGUGACAGCAAGGAACUCAGCGAGUGCACGGAGAGCCCCGAUGUCCAGGACAGCUCAGAAGACUCGGAUUCCACCGCCUAG
Trichechus manatus latirostris (Florida manatee) is the source of this 711-nucleotide messenger RNA. It is a transcript of the gene NAA11, whose product is annotated as N-alpha-acetyltransferase 11, NatA catalytic subunit. Bases 16 to 711 code for a protein of 231 amino acids. Gene Ontology annotation, molecular function: protein-N-terminal-glutamate acetyltransferase activity; protein N-terminal-serine acetyltransferase activity. Gene Ontology annotation, cellular component: NatA complex. The record is from RefSeq and is a predicted model, not a curated record. The transcript has a single exon. NCBI's taxonomy places the organism in Eukaryota, Metazoa, Chordata, Mammalia, Sirenia, Trichechidae. Gene Ontology annotation, biological process: N-terminal protein amino acid acetylation.